This is a messenger RNA of Moneuplotes crassus, 1580 nucleotides long. The record is from the annotation of a GenBank genome assembly. NCBI's taxonomy places the organism in Eukaryota, Ciliophora, Spirotrichea, Euplotida, Euplotidae.
AUGGAAGAGAUAGAAGUGAGUCCUUUCGCACUAAAUAUCAAGUACGAAACUCCCAACCGCCCAGUUUCUAAUCAGCUAUUAACGGCUUCUCCGAAGAGAGUAACAAGCAAGGAAUCAUUGAGCUCAAGUUUUGGAAUAAAAUAAAAUGACUUUUGAAGAAAUGGUAGGGCUCAGGGAAAAUAGCGAGAGAGCUAGCAAAUCUUCCAAGUCAGAACUCUCCUUUGAGAUCCUUAAUGAUAUUUAUACGUCCAAGAAUCGGAAAUCGAGGAUUUACAGAGAAUUUGAAAAUAAGAUCUUUAACCAAGAAUCUGUGGGCAAGUUAUUGUCGAAGUCAUGCUCUCCUAGAGUACAUCUAGACCCUGGAUUUCAGUGGGAUGAGUUCAGAUAUUUGAAAAUAGCUGAUAACGAGUUUAAUAGAGAUAUUGAUACCAUUUCUUAUAAGAAUAUCAAGAAUCAUUGAAGGUGGAAAUCUUGCAGUUGUCAGUUCUGAGGCAAGAUGCAUCGUGAGUAUCGUGGAUUCACCAUUAUCCUUGAAAACGAGAGAAGAAUUCCUCCAGAUAUUAAAAAGUUGAGGAGAAAGAAUACGAAGAGUUUCAAAGAUAUAGUUUUAACCAGGAGAGCAGCGCUCAGCAAGAUGAUUAGUCUGCAUCAAGCUUCCUCCAUAUUUUCAGGUCUGAUCACAGACAAUCAAGAAAAGCAGAAGAAGGAUAAGGAUAUCUUGGAACUAGCUAUUCGGAAGGCAAAAUAUCUAAACUUCAAGGAGCUACCCAAGUACUUAGAGAAAACUUCUCUUAAAGGAAGUAGCACUCCUUUCGAACGAUUCGCGAGCAAACCUCAGAGAAUGUCUAGUCUGCGUAGCCAAAAGAAGUUCAAUCGUAAAGGUGCAGGUAAUGCCCUGAUGAAUCUGCUGUCAAAAGGUUCUUCAAAGCAAUGAGAUCAUUCCAAAAUUGGAUGUUUUAAAUGCUACGCAUUGGUUGAAGCUGAUCUCGUGAGGAAGAAAUAAUGAAAAAAUAAUGAAACGUCAUAUCAAGAAGAAGAGAGUCAAUCCUGAUACUUUAAAUAUCCCAAAACCAAGCAUGAUCACUUCAAGGAUGAAAAGGUUAGGUAGAACCAACGAGACUCAUAAAGCUCCAGAAAGUAUUCCUGAUAUUAAAAGCAAAGAAAAUUUAGCAGCUAAGAGUCGUUUUCAUGAGCGGCAUUCAUCAAUUAAGCCAAGGUCAAGGUUCCUUAGUGUGUAUCAGAACAAGAAUAGAAGACGAAGUAUCCAGGAAGGACUGUUCAAAGUCCAGAUUAAACCCCAAGUGGUACAUUUUCAGAAUAAGAAUAAAUUGCUUGAAAAUUUAAAUCCUGUCCGAUCACAAUCAAAACUGGGCUCGACAAGGCCAGCCAAGAAGCUACGCAGGUUUAGUAUGUGUAAGAACAAGAAGAUUAAAGAAGAAGCCCGAUAUCCCGUUACUUAUAGGAUGAAGAUCCCUACUAGAAAUGGGAAUGGCCGCUUGAAGCAGGCUAAAUAGUAAUAAAAUACUGAGUGAUCAAUUUUGAGAAAGAAAUAAGAAAAAUUUAAUAGAAUUCAGCCAAAC